Messenger RNA from Xyrauchen texanus (razorback sucker), 2460 nucleotides. It is a transcript of the gene hoxb1b, whose product is annotated as homeobox B1b. The coding region runs from base 1093 to 2013 and encodes 306 amino acids. Gene Ontology annotation, biological process: regulation of transcription by RNA polymerase II. The record is from RefSeq and is a predicted model, not a curated record. Gene Ontology annotation, molecular function: DNA-binding transcription factor activity, RNA polymerase II-specific; RNA polymerase II cis-regulatory region sequence-specific DNA binding. The transcript has 2 exons. Gene Ontology annotation, cellular component: nucleus. NCBI's taxonomy places the organism in Eukaryota, Metazoa, Chordata, Actinopteri, Cypriniformes, Catostomidae.
UCCUAAUUUCAAAAUUUAACCCUAUCCUCCCAGUUUUCGUUGAUGCAAAAUCAUAAAUUACUGUCAAAUCUGCCCAGCAAUCACAAGGUUGAUAUACUUAUUUUCUCAACACCACUGAGUCGAACCUGUGUCGAUGUGUACCUAUACUGUUGAUUAUAGUUAUUUUAUGCUUGUUCAGAAUGUAAAAAUGCAUCUUGCCAGCUCUGUGCAGGGUGGCAUGAUUUGGGGAACCUCUCUCCCAUGGGACUCUUGCUAGCGCAGGGUGGGGGCAGGGCAGCAUAAUUUGGGGCACGUUUCACCCAUCGCGAGCCAGGGGCGGGAUGGCACAUUUCGGGGCGCCUUUCUCUCAUCGCGUUCUUGCGAGCUCUGUGCAGGGGAGUUGCAUCAGGUACCCUGUCAUGCCGCCCUAGGCGCCUGCCAAUAUCGCCUAGGAUCCGCUACUGAUCUAACUUAUGGCUACUAGUACUAGGAAACACACCUAUUCUCUUUGUAGAGAGGAGAAAAAAAAUCACGAUUUCUAUGAUAGUCAUAUUUAAGGGAAAAAAAAUAAUGUAUUAUGUGGGUCCUAAUGUGUUGGAACAUAAAUGAAAAGAUUUCUAGAGGUAUCUUAAAAAAAGAAACUACCUCAGAAAAAAUAGAGUUGUUUUAAGGUUUAAAAUCUUUAUCUGAGCAGUGCAGCUAUAAAUAAUGUUUUGGAGUCCUAAUUUCCCCCCCAAGUUUACAGUAACCUACAUUAGUCACAGUCACAAACACAGUGUAAAUUAUUUUUUUAUAAUUGCUGUAGUCACUUUAAUCCACAUUAGGCCUACCGUGCGAUUUACACAUUGCGAGUUUAUCAGACUGAUGGGUGGAUUCGAUUGAUGCGUUUGUCAUGUAAAUGUGAAUCGUUUGAUGGACACCUGCAACGCCCAGAGUGCUACUGCAGGUCGCUCACUAUUGGUGCAAAUUAGUCACAUGAUCUGUCACUUCACUGAUAUGAGCUCGGAUAGAACUUUGUGUGGUUUGACAUACUGCUUAGAGGUUGUAGGGUCACUGAGACGCACAUCAGCGCAUAUUGACCCUGCUUAAUCAUUUUUGCUUGGUCAGUCAACAAUGAAUUCCUACUUAGAUUAUACGAUUUAUAACCGUGGUGCUAACACGUACAGUACGAAGGUUGGGUGUUUUCCAGUGGAGCAAGAAUACUUGCCAAGUGCUUGUGCAAAUACAAAUAGUUGCAUUCCCGAGGGACGAUCAGUCGGAGGGAACACUUUCACACCGACUCCGCACGAAACUCAUGGCGCAAUUUAUGCGCAACUUCAGACGCAGCCAUACCACAUCAACAUGGACAUGGGAAAAACUGGACCAAGCCAUUUUUGCAAGCAAACCCGACCUCACUCGGAUUUUGGACAUCAACACGUUCUCACUCAAGCAGAUGACCACAUGAGUCUUCAGUCCCCAGCGUUUUCUCUCGUUAACAUGGGAUCAAACAUUGGAACAUACAAUGAAUCUAACUGCAGGCCAGGAUCAGUCUCUGCAAGCCAUUAUCAGUCCUAUACCUAUGGAGAACAAGACGCUCAGGGUUAUGGCUCAUUCAACAAGUACCAAGCCACUGCUGACAGUGACAGCGACUCCAAGACAAACAUUAAACAAGCGCCAACGUUUGACUGGAUGAAAGUCAAGAGGAACCCCCCUAAAACAGUGAAGGUCGCUGAAUUUGGGAUGCACGGCCAGCAGAAUAUCAUUCGCACCAAUUUUACCACCAAGCAGCUCACCGAACUUGAGAAGGAGUUCCACUUCAACAAGUACCUCACCAGGACCCGCAGAGUGGAGGUGGCCGCCACCCUCGAACUAAACGAAACGCAGGUUAAAAUAUGGUUUCAAAAUCGCAGAAUGAAGCAGAAGAAGCGCGAGAAGGAGGGAACAUCCCCGGUCAUUAAACGAGCGACUCUUUGUUCUUCUGGUCAAAGCGCAGAAAACUCAAACUCUUCAUCCCCUGGAGCUUCGCCUACCUCAGAAUCUUUCGCUGCUAUUUGACAUUUUUGUGACUAUAUGUGGCAAACGAACUGUAUAGGCUACUGUUUUAAGAUGUUUCAUAAUCGUGCUGUGGAAAACUAUUUAACUUAUUUUGAUGUCAUAGACUAAAGCAUUAAAUACAUGCCAGUGUGUGCAUGUUUGUUUGUUUGUUUAUAUAUAUAUAUAUAUAAAUAAAUAAACGUAAGCCUAAUAAAUUUAACUGCAUCAGAGCCACAUAAAUCAUGGUUCAAAUGCUUAACAUACAAAACAGGGUGCAGGCUUAUUAGUUAAAAGCAAUAUUAUUAUUCAUAAACAAUUUUUGUCCAGGUCAUCAUGGUGAUGUCUUAUUUUGCACUACAGAUUCAUGGCUCUGUUAAAAGAGAGUUUACAAUAAGAAUGUAGAAAUGGUUGACACAAUGUUUUUGGAAACCACCUGGCUCAUGAAGUUCUGAUAAAUAAAUAUUUUAU